This is a messenger RNA of Orbicella faveolata, 900 nucleotides long. RefSeq lists its product as uncharacterized. Lineage: Eukaryota; Metazoa; Cnidaria; Anthozoa; Scleractinia; Merulinidae. The record is from RefSeq and is a predicted model, not a curated record.
AUGCGUUUGAAAAAGGUGUACCGAGCGAUCGAGUUUGAACAAGAACGCUGGAUGGAGCCGUACAUUGGGAUGAACACCGAAUUCAGGAAGGAAGCAAAAAGCGACUUCGAGAGCAACUUUUACAAACUGAUUAACAACUCCGUGUUUGGCAAAACCAUGGAGAACCUGAGAAACCGUGUAGAUGUGAAGAUUGUCCGAAGCUGGGCUAACCCCUCAGUUGCAAGGCAUGUGAUAUUUGGAAAUGACUUGGCAGGCAUUCACAUCCACAAAAGAGAGCUUUUCCUCAACAAGCCUGUUUACACAGGUAUGACAAUUCUCGAGAACAACAAGAUCUUGAUGUUUGACUUCUUCUAUAAUCACUUGAAAGCCAAGUACGGGCCGAAGUGCGAGCUCAUUUACACAGACACAGACGGCCUACUCUUAGAUAUCCAGACGAAAGACGUUUCCAAAGAUAUGGCGGAAGACAAUGGAAUGUAUGGCACAAGCAACUAUCCAAAAGACCAGAUGCUUUACAGUUGCUGGAACAAAAAGGUUCUGGGCAAGAUGAAGGAUGAGUGCGAGGGAAGGUUGAUCAAGGAGGCGAUCGCCAUGAGGCCUAAAAUGUAUUCGGUCUUGGAAGAAAACCAGAAAAAUAUCAGGAAAGCCAAUGGGGUGAAAAAGGAUGUGGUGGAACGAGAAGUUAGGCACGAGCACUACAAAGAAGCGCUUUUCGAGAAAAAGCAAUUCUGGCUCGGAAUUAACCUUCUGCGCAGCGAGGGCCACGAGACAUACAGCAUGCGUGUGAAUAAGGUUUCACUUUCGCCCUUUGAUACAAAGCGUUGGAUAUCGGAUAACGCCGUGCACACAUUGCAUACGGGCGCAAAGAUAUCAAGAUUAAGCAUGCGGAAGCUGUGUAUUUGA